AUGAGUCAGCCGUUUUGGCCUCGCCGGAAGAGAUGCAGAACCAAUCAGGUAAUCCCAAUUGGACUUGCCCCGCGCCCCUCAAUCGUCAAUGGCGGGGCCAAAGAGACCCGUCGGCUAAAGCCCGGCAAAUCUUACCUCAGGGCCUUGAACGAACCGCAUCCCGGAAAAGGCCUUCGAGUCCGUCAAGUCCACAUGCUCGCCACAAUGCCUCACUCGGAACAAGAAGGGCCUCUGGUCAAGCGACAGAAGCUUACUGUCGCCUCCAAGCCUGCCACCGCCACACGUCAAUCCUCUCGCAUCUUUGCGCCUUUCCGAACUGUUGGCCUCGUCUCCCCCACAAACGUCCCAUUUACUUCGAUUCCCCUCGGAAAGACGACUUUCCAGAUCACGACAUCUGUCGGAAGAGCCCUUCAGACCUACGAUUUAAAGAGAGGUCUCAAUCUAGUCUUCGUUACUCGUCCCCAGACCCCAGCCGACAUCACCACGACGCUCGCAUGGAAGGACAAGGUAUUCGCCGCAUGGGGCGACGCCAGGAAGGGCGAGAAGCAAGGACUCUGGGCAUUCAAACGUGGAAAGAAGGUUGAGGAGCUCGAGCUCCCCGAAGACCUCAACGAGCCUAUUCAACAAAUCCUCAUCUUCGGCUCCUGGAUUGUUGCAUGCGCUGUGACGAGACUCGAGGUUUGGAAGUCGGCCACCCUGGAGCACUACACCACACUCUACACCAUGGCUGGCAAUUCGGGCGCCAACGAGAUCACGGGCGGGAUCACGAACAUGCCGACCUACCUGAACAAGAUCUUUGUUGGUCGCAAGGACGGCUGGGUCGAAAUCUGGAACGUCAGCACCGGCAAACUCAUCUACACCAUUCUCCCUCCGACCCCCGACUGCAGCGCCGUUACCUGCAUGCAGCCCACCACAGCCUUGUCACUGCUUGCCAUUGCCUACGCGAAUGGCAACCUAGUGAUCCAGAACAUCCUAACCGAUAAGCCAAUUAUCCAACUCAAGGCCGGCCACGACGAUGAACCCGUUACUUCCAUCUCUUUUAGAUCUGACGGCAUGGGAGCAGGUCAUGAUGGCCGCAAGGACGGUGUCAUGGCGACCGCUACCGCUGCCACAGGAGACGUUACGUUCUGGGACCUAAACAAUGGAGGCAGGGUCAUGGGUGUUCUGAGGAGUGCGCACAACCCCCCGUCCGGCGACGGUCCGUUGGUACGAGGAGGAAUUAGCAAGGUUGAGUUCCUGUCAGGCCAGCCGGUUGUUGUUACCAGUGGACGGGACAACGCCCUCAAGACGUGGAUCUUUGACGAGACCCCAUUCUCCGCCAUCCCCCGUAUCUUGCACCAGCGCAGCGGCCAUGCCGCGCCCGUCAAGUGCUUGGAGUUCCUCCCCUCCGACUUUGACGGAGCCGAUGCAGGUAACAAGUGGCUCCUCAGUGGUGGUCAAGAUCGUAGUCUCUGGGGAUGGAGUAUGCGACGUGAUGGUCAGAGCACCGAGCUCAGCCAAGGAAACAUCCGCAAGAUGGCGAAGAAGACUGGUAUACUUUCUACAAAGGCGAUGGCCAGGGGCCCUACGACGACUUUGGAAGAUCUCAAGGCCCCCGAGAUUACCUGCAUCGCCAGCUCUCUCAACCGCGACGGUGGCAUUGGCGCCUUGCCCGGCAACCAGCCCAUCUGGCAGAAGCACAGGGAGAACAAGAAGAAGCUCGAUGCCGAAGUCAGUGGCUCGACUGGCUGGGAGAGCGUCGUGACGGCACACAAGGAUGACGCUUGGGCGCGUACAUGGUUCUGGGGUCGCAAGAGAGCUGGCCGGUGGGCAUUCCCCACGGGCGACGGCUCUUUUGUCUCUACCAUCGCCAUCAGUCCCUGCGGUACUUUCGCUCUGGUCGGUUCCGUGGAGGGCAGCAUCGACAUGUACAACUUGCAAUCCGGCAUUCACCGCCAGCGUUUCCCGUCCAAGCUCACUCCCGCCCAAGCGAGAGCGCUGAAGAUUCAGCAGCUAAAGCAGGCCGAUGAUGUUGUGCAGCUUCACACCGAGAAGAACAGUGGCUUUGCGCCUGGCACAGGAAGACACACAAAGGCAGUAACGGGUAUUGUGGUGGACUCGAUGAACAAGAACGUCAUCACCUGCUCCCUCGACGGCAAGAUCAAGUUCUGGGAUUUUGUCACGGGUAACCUCGUGCACCAGAUCAACUGGGCACCAAUGGCCGCCAUCACCGGGUGCCGAUACCACGCCGCAAAUGACCUCAUGGCCUUCACCUGCGACGACAACUCGGUCCGCGUCGUCGACCUGGAGACGAAGAGAACAAUUAGAGAGUUCUGGGGCUGCCAGGACACCAUCAACGACUUUUGCUUCUCCAACGACGGCCGCUGGAUCAUCGCCGCUUCACAGGACCGCGUCAUCAGGAUAUGGGACCUGCCCACCAGCCAUCUCAUUGACGCCAUCCGCCUCGAAAAGCCCUGCACCGCGCUGGCCAUGUCUUCCUCGGGCGAGUACCUCGCCGCCACGAUUGAGAACGAGCUCGGCGUCGCCAUCUGGACCAACAAGUCCCUCUUCACGCACGUGCCGACGCGACAAAUCUCGGACAAGGAGGCCGCGCUGCUCACGGGACCCACGACGUCCGGCGAAGGCAACGAGGGCCUGCUGGAGGCGGCUUUCACAGAAGACGGCGACGCAGACGCAGAGGACGAGACUGUCGUCGCGCCAACGGUCGACCAGCUCAGCGCUGAGCUGACGACGCUGUCCCUGGUGCCCAAAAGUCGCUGGCAGACGCUGCUCCACCUGGACCUGAUCAAGCAGCGCAACAAGCCGACCGAGGCCCCCAAGGCCCCCGAAAAGGCGCCCUUCUUCCUGCCCUCUGUCGGUGCCGGGAAGCAGCCGCAGCAGUCGCUCAUCGAAGGGGCCGUUGCACCCGAAGCCGAUGCCGCAACGGACGCAAAGUCUCGCAUCACCAAGCUCGAGCGCGGCCGCAUGCAAGAAGCGUUUACGAGCAAGCUGGACGACGGCGCAGCCUCGGGAGACUUCGACGACUUCAUCACCCACCUCAAAUCCCUGUCCCCCUCGACGGCAGACCUCGAGCUCCGCUCCCUCUCGCCCGAGGACGGCGGCCUCCUCAACUUCAUCCGCGCGCUGACGAGCCGCCUCGCGGCCCGUCGCGACUACGAGCUCGUCCAGGCCUGGAUGACUGUGUUCUUGCGCCUGCACUUUGACCUCGUCAUGGCCGACGCGGGGCUGCUGGAGGCGCUGGGCGAGUGGAAGACGCUGCAGGCGCGGGAGGCCGGGCGGCUGGACGAUCUCGUCGGGUACUGUAGCGGUGUUGUCGGGUUCUUGCGGAGCCCUAGGACUCACAGGCUACUACAAGCCAUGAGAGUACCGGUAAAGCAGUUGGAAGUUGAACUAUCAAUCCAUCUACGCAUCACCAAAUGGGUGGCCCCCAGUACCACCGUAAUACAGACUCGCAUGAACCCGGCAACUCCAAGCCGAGCCGAUUCUCUUGAUCAAAAUGACCCGGUCAUCCGGUUCCGCCAAGGAAAUACUGAACCCCACGGGGGAAGGACCCCAAUACGUGGGAAAUUAUACCGGGGAACCGAAAGGCGGGACCAACCAGUGUCCCUCGACGCUUUGUUACACCGACGCAACCUGAACACACGGCAAGCCGGCCGCAAGUCCCGCUCCUUGGCUGAGGGCGGUGACUUGCUAGUCUCAAGGUCUAGUCACCGUUGGGGUCCUUGGCCAAUGUCAAAACCCCAGCUUGGCCCGGCUCGCCUCGGCGAAGAGGGCACCGAAGUCAAGGCGGAGAUCGGCGGAGGAGGUGGGUGGGCUUUUUGCGGGUGGUCUGGGGGAAAAGUUGGGCGACGUGCGGAGAAGGUCCCAACGACACAAAGUCCGGACCUCAAUUUCUCCACGCAGACAUGGUCGUCCUUGCAUGUCAAAAAAGCUCAUCAUGCAUUCUACGCUUCCAUUGCGUUUAUUUCUCUGAGAUCCUCCUUCCUCCACACCAACGACACGCCCAGCAGGGCCGGCCCCGUUAUGAACGGGUCCUUCGUCUCUUUUUGCUGGUUAGGCAAGCGAAGAGUAGAAGUUCCGACGAGAGCAUCAAGUCGAACGAAAACCUCUCGCCGACUUCCAAACGACUACAAGAUGCGCGUCUCCUCCCUCCGCGGCGCCGCCCUAGGCGCAGCCCUCACCCUCGCGACCGGGGCAAGAGCAGCCCUCAACGCGACAGAGACCUCCAACCGCCUCAUCAUCGCUAACGACCGCCUCUACGCCGCCGUCUCCAAGCCAGGCGGUGCCGUCGUAGAACUCACCCUCGACGGUGUAAACCUCCUCGGCACCGCCUCCGGCGCGACCGGCCAAGGGCCGUACCUAGACUGCUACUGCACCCCGCAAGGCUUCUGGACGCCCGGCACCGUGAAGCCCACGUUUCAACUCUACUCCGGCACCGACUCCGCCGGUGUCGCCUACGGCGGCGUCAGGAUGUCAGACACCUACGCCUCGACGGGCCAGGUCCUCGAGCAGUACUGGUUCCUCCGCGAUGGCGAGACGGGCCUGCACAUGUUCAGCCGCGUCGCCUACCACAACGAGACGGCACCCUUCUUGCGAAACCUCCAGGAGCUGAGGACUCUGUUCCGCCCCAACGAUCCCAUGUGGACGCACCUCCUCACCAACCCGACGCAGUACGCGCCCCUCCCGUCAAAGGACGCCGUCGCGCAGCAGGUCGUCGUCCAGGACGCGACGUGGUACCUAGGCAACACGCCCCAAGACCCCUACGUCCAGGAGGAAGCCGACUGGUUCACGAAAUACACCUUCCAAGACACCUGGCGCGACGUCGACGCCUACGGCAUGUUCGCCGACGGCUCCAAGACGGCCGACGGCUCCGCGUUCGGCGCCUGGAUGGUCUUCAACACCCGCGACACGUACUUCGGCGGCCCCCUGCACUCGGACCUGACGGUCGACGGCAUCGUCUACAACUACAUCUCGUCCAACCACCACGGCGACCAGACGCCCAACAUCACAAACGGCUUCGACCGCACCUUUGGCCCGCAGUACUACCACUUCAACAAGGGCCCCGCGGGCACCUCCAUCCUCGACCUCCACGCCGACGCCGCCAAGCUCGCCGACCCGACGUGGAACGCGGACUUUUACGACGACAUUGCCCACCUCGUACCCAACUACGUCCCCUCCACGCAGCGCACCACCUGGAAGCUGCACGUCGAUCUCCCCGAGGGCGUGACGAAACCCAUCGCCGUGCUGGCGCAGAACGGCGUCGACUUCCAGGACAACGUCUUCGACACGAAAGCCUACCAAUACUGGACCGACAUCGACGCCCAAGGCUACGCCACGAUCCCGCGCGUAAAAGAGGGGACCUACCGCCUCACAAUCUACGGCGACGGCAUCUUUGGCCAAUACAUCAAGGACGACGUGAAAAUCGUCGCCGGCAAAAUCGACACCACCCACGCGCGCUGGCGCGAGGAGACAUCCGGCACGGAAAUCUUCCGCAUCGGCACGCCAGACAAGUCCUCGGGCGAAUACCGCCACGGCUUCGCGCGCGACACCACCAAGCCCCGCACGCCGGAGGAAUACCGCAUCUACUGGGCGCGCUACGACUUCCCCACCGAGUUCCCGGACGGCGUCCGCUUCCGCGUCGGCGAGGACGACGUCGCGCGGGACCUCAACUACGUGCACUGGGCGGCGUUCGGCGGCAAAGGGAACUCCCUCCGCCCGGACCUCUACCUCGGCGACGGCAACGUCAACAACUGGACCCUCGUGUUCGACCUCGACGAGGCGGCCGUGAAGCAGAAGCGCCACGGCACCUUCACGGUGCAGCUCGCGGGCGCCAAGACGGCGGCGGGCAACACGGACGUGUACAACGCGAGCGAGCCGCACGCCAACCUGAAGUACACCGUCAACGUCAACGGGAAAGACCUGGAGCCGUGGGUGAUUCCGUACUACCAGAGCAGCUCGUGCGCGGUGCGGUCGGCGGUGGUGUGUUACAACGUCGCCAACAAGUUUGUCUUUGACUCGAAGCUGUUGAGGGCGGGCGAGAACGAGAUUGUCCUGAGCUUGCCGUACGGCGCGACGAAUUACGAGAGCGCCGUGCUUACGCCUGCUAUUUACGUCCAAUAUGAUGCGCUGCGAUUGGAGAUCAAGUAA
Molecule: messenger RNA, 6147 nt
Organism: Colletotrichum lupini
Lineage: Eukaryota; Fungi; Ascomycota; Sordariomycetes; Glomerellales; Glomerellaceae
Product: WD domain-containing protein
Exons: 11
Coding region: 1-6147 (2048 amino acids)
Biological process (GO): rRNA processing; carbohydrate metabolic process
Cellular component (GO): small-subunit processome; Pwp2p-containing subcomplex of 90S preribosome
Molecular function (GO): carbohydrate binding; protein binding; catalytic activity
Source: RefSeq, a predicted model, not a curated record